GAUCACGGAGCUGCUGUGGAAGCAAUAACACUGGAUAACCAGACUGCACUGCAUUUUGCCGCACGAUAUGGCCAGUUGGAAGUAGCGCAGAGACUUCUUGCGCUUAGUGCAAAUCCAAAUGCACGUGAUGAUAAGGGACAGACACCACUGCAUUUAGCUGCUGAGAAUGAUUAUCCUGAUGUUGUGAAACUUUUCCUGAAAAUGCGACAGAACAAUCGCGCGGUUUUGACGGCAAUUGAUUUGAACGGAUUUACUUGCGCUCACAUUGCUGCAAUGAAAGGAUCACUGGCAGUGGUCAAAGAACUCAUGAUGAUUGAUAAGGCGAUGGUGAUUCAGCAUGGCAUGACAGCACUUCAUUUGGGUGCAAAAAAUGGAUUUGUGUCCAUUCUAAAUGUAUUCGAUCAUUCACUGUGGAGAAAAUGCUCCAAAAAAGGGAAAGAGAAUAUCUUGCAAAUUUUAAUUUUUAUUAUAUAUUUACAGUACGGAUUUACGCCGCUGCAUUUGGCGGCCCAGUCGGGACACGAUGCAUUGGUUCGUAUGCUGCUCAAUCAGGGAGUACAAGUGGAUGCUACUUCAACGACUAUGGUUUGUAAUUUUCAUUUUCUGAGAAAUUUUGAAUAA
Gongylonema pulchrum is the source of this 621-nucleotide messenger RNA. Lineage: Eukaryota; Metazoa; Nematoda; Chromadorea; Rhabditida; Gongylonematidae. The record is from the annotation of a GenBank genome assembly.